This is a messenger RNA of Colletotrichum higginsianum IMI 349063, 1635 nucleotides long. Its product is annotated as Carboxylic ester hydrolase. NCBI's taxonomy places the organism in Eukaryota, Fungi, Ascomycota, Sordariomycetes, Glomerellales, Glomerellaceae. Bases 1 to 1635 code for a protein of 544 amino acids. The record is from RefSeq and is a predicted model, not a curated record. The transcript has 4 exons.
AUGCCGUCAAUGACCUCAGGAGCACUUGCCGCCGUCCUCACUGCGCUCGUCGCGGCUUGCGGCGUGUCCGGUGCCGCAGUCCAGACGCGACAAGAGCAGCAGUCGACGCAUAUUCUGGCGGAUCUUGACUACGGCAUCUUCCAGGGUGCGUACUCCCAGCAGUACAACAUCUCGUACUGGCAGAAGAUCCCGUACGCUGCGCCGCCCGUGGGCGAGAAUCGGUUUCGGGGACCCCAGCCCCCGGCGGCUGUGGAGGGCGGUGUGUACGACUCCAGCCAGCCGUUUGAUAUGUGCCCCCAGCGGACGGUGAACGGUUCCGAAGACUGCCUGUACCUCGGCCUCUACUCCCGCCCCUGGACCAAAGGUCAGCCUCUGAAGCCCGUAGUCGUCACCUUUUACGGCGGCGGCUUCAUACAGGGUUCGGCCUACUUCAACAUCCCGCCCUCGGCGUACCCGAUUCUCAACGUCUCGACCUCGUCCGACAUGAUGUUUAUCUACCCCAACUACCGCACCAACGCCUUCGGCCUCCUCCCUGGUAAGGAGAUCGCGGCUGACCCCAAGUCGGACCUGAACCCGGGGUUGCUAGACCAAGAGGCCGUGUUGAAAUGGACCAAGAAGUACGUUCAGCACUUUGGCGGCAACCCGGACGAUGUGACGGUGUGGGGCCAGUCGGCGGGCGGUGGCAGCGUCUUGGCCCAGGCUCUCGGCAGGGGAGGGAAGCAGAAGUUGUUCCGCAAGGCGAUGGCGAGCAGCCCCUUCUGGCCCAAGACGUAUGCCUACGACAGCCCCGAGGCGCAGGCUCUCUACGACGAGCUCGCUGCUCGUACGGGAUGCGCUGGGCCCGACAGCUUGGCCUGUCUGAAGAAGGCCGACGUCCAGGCCAUCCGAGAUGCCAGUCUCGUCAUCUCAGGCUCUCAUGUGACGAACACGUCCUCCUUCACCUGGUCUCCCGUCAUCGAUGGGGACUUCUUGCAGGAACCGCUGUCUUCGGCUGCCGCCGCCGGCAAGGUGAACAUGGAGCUGGCCUUUGCCAUGCAUAACACGCACGAGGGCGAGAAUUUCCUGCCCGCUGGUCUCCAGAGCGCGGCGGACGCGGGAUCGCCACCCUUCAACUCCAGCGACGCCUCAUUCGAUAAGUGGCUGAGAGGAUUCCUCCCGGGCUUCGGCGACUGCGAGAUCGAAGGCGUGAAGAGGUUGUACCCUGCGAACGGCACCACCGAGACGAUUUCGUAUGACACGAACUACGUGCGGGCAGGCCUCAUUUACCGGGACGUCGUUUUGUCGUGCCCGGCACUGUGGUUUGCCGGUGCUGCGCCAAAGGGUGGGUGGCUUGGGGAGUACUCGCUCAACCCAUCGAAGCAUGCCAGCGAUACUGUUUGGUGGAACCAGAUCAACGCCGUGCAGAAGUCGGACCCUGCUCGUUACCAAGGCUAUGCUGGUGCUUUCGCCUCUUUCUUUCAGACUGGCGACCCCAACGCCCUCAAGUUGUCACCCUCGACAGCUGCAGGCGUACCAUCCCUCAAUGAGAGCAAGGAAUGGGUGAUUGAGGCGGCGGGAUUCGCGACCGCUGACCUGGGUCAGCUGGAGAAGAGAUGUGGAUUCUGGAAAAAGACGGCUGCAAAGAUACCCAUGUGA